Porites evermanni is the source of this 8277-nucleotide messenger RNA. Lineage: Eukaryota; Metazoa; Cnidaria; Anthozoa; Scleractinia; Poritidae. The record is from the annotation of a GenBank genome assembly.
AUGAAAAAAACUGAUACAUUUAGUUUUGGACCUUGGAAAAUAACUACUGCGAAAGGAGCCAUUUUAAAAGCAGGAGAUGUUGACAGGUAAACUUAAGCUUAAAACUUACACUUGACAACAUUAUACACUUAAUGUCAGAUCCCGAGGGAAACAGUUAGUUUUGUUUUCCCAAGAGUCCUGAUGUUUCCCGAGACGAAGUCGAGGGAAACAUCAGGACUCGAGGGAAAACAAAACUAACUGGUUUCCCGAGGGACCUGACAUUAAGUGUUUUAUUAUAUUUCUAGACUUUCGCUUCAACAGCAACAAAAGAAUAACGGGAGCGAACCAAAACAGUCGACUCGGCACUUAUAACAACACAAAUUUAAUUCUCAAAACCACUGAAUGAAUGAUUUACAAACAAAAGUACUUUCCUCAUAUUAUCUGCAUCUUUUUCCUCCACUAGCUGCUGUUUUUCUUCUGGAAACUUCUGGGAUAACUUUAAAAAUCGUUGCUUUUUAGCUUGAGGCUUCGUUUUCGUGUUGUUGUGUUCAUUCACGAAAAAGAAAACUGGCUGGACCUGGCGGUGUUUUUCCCGCCUUCUGUCACACCACUUUCCACCAUGCUUUGAUCACGUGCUGCAAUGUGUCCCGAGCGGGAUACAUUGUUUAAUGUAUCACGAUCGGGAUACAUUUGAUUUUAGUCAAGGCCACGUGACCAAGAAUCAACCAAUGGCAGUCCCUGUUUAGUUGAGGGAAAUUCUAGGAAUAUAACAAUAAAUUUUAUCAGUGUUGUAAUCUUGUGCAGGUAUUUGACAUCUCUCUGGAUGUGGGUGUGUUCCAUUUUUAACUUGAAGGUUUAAUACUUUUUCGUCAGCAACAUUGCAAAACAGAUGCAAAGGGUCUAGAUUUGCCCAUCUUCUUUAAAGAAAAAAUCCAAACCCCCUUAUUCAAAAAACUCAACACCCUUAGGGGGCUGGUGGUUAAAAAGUGUAAGGUUAUGUGAUCUGAUAAGUAUUAGAAAUAAAAUAAUAACUGGACAUUGCCAUAAAUAGGCCUUCCAAGAGCCUGUAGACUCUACAAACAAAAUGGCCCCGAAAUCUGGUAAUGAUCUUGUCACAAAGCACCAACCAGAGACAGAAAAAGCUGAAUGAAUUGUGACAGCGGCAAUCAUUUUUAUAUGAAGGGAAAGCAACAAUCUACUCAGUUUUGUAGUUGAACUAUUUCAGCUGCAAAAUAAAAAUCUCCCCUCUCUGGACCAGCAGGGAAAAUUUCAUGCUAGCAAAUGCAACAGUGCCAUUUUUUCUUAACCUACCAGGUAAGUAGGGGUGGUGAAUGGUACCUCGAAAAACGUGGGUAUCGGAAAAUGCUGGCAGGAUCUCGAAAUCUCGGAAGCGUUUUUGAUGAGUCUCAAAGUCUUGUUUUUGCAUGGUUUGUUUUUACUUUUUUUAGCUCAUGGAUGACGUAGUCAUGCCAUGGGCUUUUGUAGGCACUCAAAUGGCACUCGAUCACUCACUCACUCACUCACUCACUCGAUUCUAAUUAAUUUAUUCAUUAAAGUCAGAUUAGACACUUUACUCUUACCUCCCUUACUUAGUAUUACUUUUGUUCCAAGUGCCUUUUGCGCAUAUGUUUGGAAUAUUCUAGAGGGUACUACUAAGGCGAAUUUUUUUCCCGACACAUCAAUUAUAGAGAUGGGUUUUGUAUAAAUGGAAAGAUUCUAAAGAACACUGAUAAAAUCAUCCGCAAGAAAUGGACUUAGAAUUGUUAAAAGGACAUUGAAAUAAUUGAGCGUGGUUCAUUGUUGCAUAUUUGGACGAAUUGUGCACGUUUGUUCCCGAUAUUAUACUUGAUGUGGAGAAGAUACAAUCAACAGGAGUGUGAAAGAGCUAUUGCGGCCUGACGAUGGGAUUUCGUUCAGCUAAAAGCGAAUAAGCCAAAGAGCCUUAUAAUCACUACACUCCUCGAGUUGUUAAAGCCACAUUGAGGAGUAUCUAUUGUGGUUUAUUCAGUUAUUUGGACGAAUCCGUUCAACCAUUUGUCUACUAUUUUUACCAUUCGCCACCCCUGUAAGUGCAGGCAGUCUCAGAAAUGACUGACAAAGUGACUGCAUAACAUCUUAAGAAGGGCUCCAUUAAAGGCCAAAAUGCUGGUUGUACAGGUUACCGGUGAUAGUCACUAAUAUUCACUUGAUCUCUGGUACUACGAUUAGCCUGUGCUAUUGGCAAUUAACUGAUUGAACAUAUUACUCCUGUACUUGCAAUAGUAGAAUUGUAGGGGUCAGCUGUGCUGAUGGUUGUGUAAAGUAGGGCAAAUGUCCAAGAUCCUCAAGGGAGGCUGGUGGGGUGUACUGUAUGAUUGAUAAGUGGAGUAACCGUGAACUAACCCUCCCCUAGUUUUACAUGAAGUAAGGCUGUUAUUAAAUUGCUGUACAACACUUUAUGAUUUAAUCACUCCUCAAAUUUUUAUUGACAUAGGUCAGAAAAGGACUGUGAAUAUUAGGACCUGUGACCAAUAUUAUAUAAAUAAUUAAGAAUAAUCACCUUAGAGCUGCUACUGGCUUUUAAGGUAAUUUACUUUUUUAUUAUUUUUUUCUAUUAAUCAUGUGUAGAAUCUCUGCUGAACUUGAGCUUCCCUCCCUUCCUGAAAUGGUGUUUGGCGACAACAUUCUGCAGAUCGAUCACAGUGCAGGGUUUGGAAUUCAAUUCAAUGCAAUAGAUGCACUUAAAGGUGUGGAUAACAGACAUGACCUUAUGAAAGUUGCUGUAGCAGAAGAGUGGCAGAGUAAAAGGUAAUGGAGAGGAGAAGUUGUUAUGCCAUGUUGCCAUGCAGGUAGCAAAAUUUCUAGAUCUCAACAAACCAUGAUCCUGCAAAUAUCGCAGGAAAAAAUGAAAAUGUUUGACACAUAUGACUUUCCUGUGCAUGAUUGAACUCAGGAACAAAGUGGUAGCCAAUACAAUGUACUCUUCUUCAUCAUUUGGCAAUGUAAAUAACCAUCUCUGUCAAGAAAGAUUGUUAAGAUCCAUGAGUUUUGCUUCCAUGGUAAGGUGACAUCACCCCUCUCCUCUAUUGCUAUGAUAGGUCUACUGCUAAUUAAAAUUAUGUGAACUGAAGAUAUGUACUGUACUUGUAUUAUUUUUCAAUCCUGACUGUACUGCACCAUUUAUUGUCUUUUUUGACAAUGCCACUGAUUAAGUUGUGGAGCAAUAAUUUAUUAUUAAACCGUAUACUAUACUGCAUUUAAAGUGAUGCACACUUUGUCAGGUUGUCAUGGUUCACAUUUCUCCAUGGUUUGCAAAUUUUAUCGACCCUAAUAUGUCUUUAUAAUCAAUCAAAUUAUAUUAAUAAGAAAAUAUUUUAUAAAACAAUUCAUUGCAUUUUAUUUUUGUGUAGCAUACAUUAUUUGCGGGGAUUUGCAGUUCUUGGAUCUUGCAUUCUUUUAUUUUUAGGGCCUUAAAGCUAUUUACACAUGCUUUCUGAGAAUUACAGAUUUGUUUGUUUGUUUGAGUUUGUUUUUUCAUUUAUCCUAAUCUUCUUUGAAACCAUUCUUUCUUUAGACAAGAUUCAGAAUAUAUAAAGGAAGUGAUAAAACCUUUUGACUGGACGUUCACAACAGAUUACAGGGGUACAUUGACAGGCAAAAACAAGAUGACCAUGAAGGUAAAACCUUUUUUACAUUGUCAUUAAUUAAUACAUAAUUUGUUGUGUUAAUGUACAAACCUAGGGCAAGGGAAACAGCUUUUUGUUAUAUGUAUUUCUUUAAUCCAGCAAGUGGGCACAUUAAGCACUUGAUGAUAAUAUACAAAUUUAAAACAACAUGCCAAUUGACUUAACUGACACAAUAACGUGACUGUUGACAUUAGAUGUAGUACAUAGCUCGUCAUGGAAUUUCCAGUCCUUAAUACAUUUCAUUUACAGAAGGGCAGUCCUUAAUACACAUCAUUUGCAACCAAAAUUUGUUGUAUCACAUCGCUUGCAAUUUUCGAAGGGUUUUUAGGUUUUUCUGUUCUGUCCCGAAAAUCAUUUGAGUAGGGGUGCACUUGCCCUGCUUCACAAGGAAAAACAAAACUGCAAAUGACUCUAAACUACUCAAUAAUAGCAAAGGAAAUCGCGAUGGUGAGUGGAAUUUUUGUCGAGGGAAGGAGCCAGACAUUGCUUUAUUCAUGCAAGUGGGGUAGACAUUCAUAAGAAAGAUAAAAAAAGUCUUCGAACCAAAUGAGUCAAUUAUUGCCUGAAACAGGACGAUCACAGAAACAAACAAAAUGGAUCAAAACCCACCAAUCACAAACCAUAACCCUUUUGAACUCAUUCAAGUAAACAUCUGUUUCCUAACUGAGAGGUCCGCUAAGAUGAUUGACAGAACAGAAAAACCCAAAAUUCCUUCGAAGUUUGCAAAACGAGCAGCGCGCGAUACAAUGAAUUUGGCUGUAAAGUGUAUUCUUUAAACUCACCAUCGAAGGCAUAAUUCUAACAAAUCAAGUUCUAAUCUAACCUUUGACGGUACAUGUUCUGUCAUGAAACUGCAUUGUGAGGCUGGUCCCCUUCAGCAUGUGCAAUAUGCACGGCAUCUCUAUUUUAUAAAUGUUUCAGUUUGGAAGCAGCUUCACUACAUUAUCUCCACCAGAGUGCAGUUUUCUUAUCUUUAUGGCAACAAUUAUUAUAGUGGCUUCCAUAGCCUUGUUCAGUGAUCUGUAUUCCUUUCAGGUGGAGUCUACUGAUGAGAGAAUAGAUAUGGAACAGUUGAAAGUCAAAGAAAAGAUCUACUUCUAUGAGGAUGUCAUAUUGUUUGAAGAUGAACUAGCAGAUAAUGGGAUUUCUAAAUUAAAUGUAAAAAUGGUAAAGACUAAAUGUCUUGUAUAAUAUGUAAUGGUAACAGGACUGAGUGGAGUCCAAUUCAGUCUGUAAUCAUACGAGUGAUUAACAAAAUCGGACGACUGCGUAGCGGGAGUCUGAUUUGUUUAAUCCCGAGUAUGAUUACAGACUGAAUUGGACGACACAAAGUUCUGUUACCAAUUAAUCAUAACUUUAACAAAAUUUGUGAUACAAUAGGCUAUUUUUUUAAACCAAAACACAAGAAAUUCGAAAUUUUGUUUCGCUAGCAGUGAAAAAAAAAAGCCAUUUAAGUGCGCGCGUGAUGGCGCGUACUGUCCAAUUACUUAGGCAUGACGCGUACUGUCCUAUUAAGGCUGAAAUCAGGGCAGUUGAGAGCCAAUCAGAUUUGACAAUUUUGUCAUAGGUAUGAUUAUAUAAAUAAUAAUAGAGUGUUUUCACAUGACGUCACGGCGGCCAUAUUGGUGUCCCAAAACAAUGAAACGGCGGCCAUAUUGGUGUCCCAAACCAGUCCUGGGGGAGUUGAACUCUUUUCUUAUGCAAACGCUUUCUUUUGUUCCAAUAAAUUUGCAUAGAUGCUGACCACGUGAGUGAAAACACUCUAUAAAAAAUUGUACAUCAAAAUACUUCAAAUACUUCAAAAGAAAAAGAAAAGUUCAUAUGCUCUUUUUGUCACUUGUAGCUUGAGGUGUAAAGGGUAAGGCAACUCGCCCAUGUAUCCCCUUCUCGUGCACAUUACCUGUAUUGUAUUUCUCAAAAGCACCACACAGGCCAGCAUUUCCUCGCAGUCUUUCAUUGUAGAAGUAGGGAGACUUUGAGCAAUUAAGACAGUUAGGAAUAUAUUGCCAUGUUCCUACAAAAUAACUUGGAGUUGUAUUGUAGCAAAAAGGUGCUAAUUUUAUGGUAUAAGCAGAGGGGGUGGUGUAAAAUAGGUAUUGUGAAAGAAAACAAAUUUAUUUUCAUAGUCAUUAACAUUAGCGUUGAUAAUAAAUCGUAGAAUGAGUGACUUUGAAGAAAAUUUGUCUUUUCUUUUUCAGCGUGUCAUGCAAGGUGGCUUCUUUUUACUUCUGAGGUUUUUCAUGCGAGUGGAUGGUGUCCUUAUUAGAAUCAAUGAUACAAGAAUAUACCACAAGGUAAAAAUAAGUAAAGUGAAACUGUGUCAUCACUCAGAUGGUUACAUGUACAUCAUAGGAUUUGAUUUACACAAACCCAAAAGUUACAACUACAUGGGACAAUACCCAAAGUAAGUCUUGUGUGCAUGUCAAGAAAAAUCAAGCCUGUACCCAUGGGAUAUUUCACAGUAUACCACUCGAAAGCACUACAUAACUAGCAUGUACACAAUAAACCACCCUUAUGCUUGUCUUAGGAUGCUAGCCUGCGUGCGGACUUCUUUUAUGCACCCAGGCUAUAGGACACUUACUAUUCGGUCCGAACUGACCGGCCACACUAGUUCAGCCAUAUGAGUCCAUAAUUUCUAAGAAGUAUGCAAGGUAGCGAUGUGUUUUAAGGAAACUGGCUCAACCAAAAAGCUGUAACUGUCUCAUUUUUUUUGUGAGAGAUAUGAAACUUUUAUCAUCUUCCAUUAUUAUGUCUAAAUAUUUCAGGCUGGUUCUUCGUACAUGUUACGAGAAUAUUCCUCAAAAGAAAGAAAAAUGGAAGAAAUCUUGGGACUCAAGGUAUAGUUAUCCUGAAAUCUCUACGCACCCACCUCCGAGGAAGGUCGGCUUCUUUGUUUUGUUUUGUUGCUUCGUUCAUUGGCCGAGUGAAAACAAAGAAGCCGACCUUCCUCGAAGGUGGGUGCGUAGAGAUUUGUCUUAACGAAGUAAUUUCACCCUCUCCCGGUGAGUUAUUAUUUGACGCUAGCGCCCAGUCACCGCCGAGCGACAAAACGGUUGAAAUGUUACACUUUUCCUACUCACGGAUAAAUGGCGGCGAUUUUUGAACUAUAGUUGAUCUUUUCGAUCGAGUUGUGCGAUCCAAACGCAAUUACCGGAACGGAUUGCAGGAAGGUGAUCUUAAGGCACCACUUUGUGGAUUCGGCGGCGUAAAUUGUAAGUGUGUUUGUCUUUUCGCGUGAAAUUUGGAGCUGAUUCUGAGCAGCUUUGAAGAUCGAGCGAGCGAUUUUGUCCUACCUUGUCUCUUAUUAUUACACUGUCAGGUCAGAUGAUGUAAAAGUACUCAAAUCGCGCUAAAACUUCGUAAAAACAAAGACAACGACUCCAGCUAACAAUAUUUACACUUUAUUGAUAACUUUUAUCGCUUUUACUUCAUUUAUUUCAUCUAAGUUUCAAACUCUAUUUUUCCCAUACAAACUUUCAUAUUACGCUUGGGCCACCGGUGAUUUGCACUUUAGAUUAAUCUUUUUGUUUUCUAAAUAUAUCGUAGAUCAAAGCCUGAUCAGGAAAUUAUUAACAAUUCAUCGAGUUUUAAGUUAUUCUUAGUGUUUAUCCGACACCAGGGCCCAGUUGUUCGAAGGCCGAUUAGCGCUAACCCGGGUUUGUUUUUUCUUUUCAUCAAAAGCAUUUUUCAGGAAAAUUUUCUCUGUUAUUUUUAGAGUAGCCAAUCAUCAAAUUGUUGACAAAAUUUGCUUUUUAAGCUUUCAUAUCUGAAUUCAAAUUUCGAACUAACCCUGGGUUAUCUUAACCCAGCUUUGAACAACUCGGCCCUGAUGUAUAUAUUUGCUAAUGAAAUGAGUGUCGGUGUCUAACCAGCCCCAAGGCCACGCACUGUAAUCUUUUAUUAUUACUAGUUGGUGUAGGCAGGGGCACCCAAAGAAAGAUAUAGUUCAAAACCACUUAACAUAGUAUUGUUGAACGUAUUUUAGUAUUUAAACGGCAGAUAUAGGCAUAUUUUUAUCUCCUAAAAACUUUUCAUCUGUUCGGAUUUCCUAGCUGAAAGUCUAGUGAUCCGAAAAUUAUAGGGAUCAAAAUUUACCUUUUCGAAAAUUUCAGCCAGAAAAAAGGCUCCCGAAAAUUCUAGGUGACCUUUUUUAGGAUAAAUAUCCGUUUAAAAUGGGUAAUUGUACCAUUUUGUAGAUGUUCGAAAAUCCUAGGAGAGGCAGGCAAGCAAGAAAUUUUACAACAAAUGUUCCGAAAAUUCUAGUUCUCAAAUCGUCUUCCGAACAGAUAUUUUCCCGAAAAUUGCCGUUGGGUGCCUCUGUGUAGGUAAUAACAUGAUUAUUAAAAUCAUGCUAUGAUUUGUUUAUACUACUUCCUGCAAAUAGUUUGUAAUUUUCAUAUGUAGGUAUUUCAAAUUAAACUGAAAUACCACUGCUCUAAGCCAAUCAAAUUGCAGAAAUUUCUCACGUAUUAGUAUAAAUUUAUUUAUUUGUUUGUUUGUUUAGGUUCCUAUCACAGAUCCCACAGAGCUAGCUCAGCAUUUAGUUCUCAAGAACGAAAUAUUUGAGAAACUUUCCUUUCCCGAUGGAGUCGAUGAGAAGUUUGGCGUGGAGCAAUCUGUAUGUCAAGGAUGA